UGCUGACGUUUUUUAAAUGAUGUACCACUUUAAUGAUGUUGUACAUAAUUCUAGCUAUGGAGCUAAAGUCGGGGUCCAGAUUGUCAGGAGAAGAUGCCCUGGGGGGAUGUGCCUGGUUAAUCUUGGCUGUUCUUUCUUUGCGGCGUUUUCCCCGUGCUGUUUUGUGUUGUUUGUUACCCCUAUGAUUUGCCCUAUGAGUCCCCCUGGGAUAGGGAGGGUUAUCAUGGGUAGGGUGGAAAUUUCCCCUGUUUUGGCGGGGCAUGUCAUCUGCCGGAAAAUUGGGAUGUUGCGGUUGGAAGCCUCUGAAAAAUGUGUUAUUAUUUUGGCGUGCAGUGUCGUUGUUUCGCCACUGUGGGGCGCUGUCUCGUAUCUCACGCGCGUUAUGAUCCCGGUGACGCGCGUCAUGAUCCCGGCGACGCGCGUCAAGAUCCCGGCCACGCGCGUCAUGAUCCCGGUCACGAGCGUCAUGAUCCCGGUCACGCGCGUCAUGAUCCCGGUCACGCGCGCCACGAUCACGGUCACGCGCGCCAUGAUUACGGUCACGCGCGUCGCGAUCACGGUGAUGCGCGUCGCGAUCACGGUGACGCGCGUCAUGCUCACGGUGACGCGCGUCAUGAUCACGGUGACGCGCGUCAUGAUCACGGUGCCGCGCGUCAUGAUCACGGCGACGCGUGUCCCCUUGGGGGCGGCCAUGGCCGCCGCAACAAUGAUCGUGAUCAUGAGGCCAACCUCGAGUCACUUCAGCAUAUGUGAGGUGCUGAAAACGGCCGGAAAAUUGUGUGUUUUGGCCGUAAUGGCGGUCGUUAUGAUGCGGGGAUCGGGAACGCGGAACCAUCUCGCGCUGCUGGCACUGUUUCCGUCCGCGCGGACGGACCUGGUGCCAUUCCUCGUCCUCCCACGCCGUCAUUUUUUGGAAAAUGCGUUAUUUUGGUCCUCGUAGGAGUGCUGGGACAUCCGGGGCCCCCCCAGCGCCGGAAUGUCCGAAUACCCAGGUAAGUAGCUGUACAAUGCAGGUAAGUAGGGUAAGUGGGAAUAAUAUGAUGUUGUUUUUGUUGUUUGUGUGUACACAAAUGGCCCAGGUGGGCCCACAAGGCAGAGCGCGGGCCGUGAGUGGA
This is a messenger RNA of Entelurus aequoreus (snake pipefish), 1115 nucleotides long. RefSeq lists its product as uncharacterized. The record is from RefSeq and is a predicted model, not a curated record. The transcript has 2 exons. Bases 17 to 940 code for a protein of 307 amino acids. Lineage: Eukaryota; Metazoa; Chordata; Actinopteri; Syngnathiformes; Syngnathidae.